Molecule: messenger RNA, 948 nt
Organism: Cladophialophora carrionii CBS 160.54
Lineage: Eukaryota; Fungi; Ascomycota; Eurotiomycetes; Chaetothyriales; Herpotrichiellaceae
Exons: 1
Coding region: 1-948 (315 amino acids)
Biological process (GO): polyprenol catabolic process; dolichol-linked oligosaccharide biosynthetic process
Cellular component (GO): endoplasmic reticulum
Molecular function (GO): 3-oxo-5-alpha-steroid 4-dehydrogenase activity
Source: RefSeq, a predicted model, not a curated record
AUGGCAAUACCGCCCACUGUGGUUAUAUGGGCCGUCAGGGUUUUCUACCUCUUCAGCUCUGUUGCCAUCAUCACCGUCCGCCUGAUACCGGUCUUCGCUGACAGGUUUCUGGCAUACGGCGCAAGGGCGCGGCGUCAAACAAUUCACAGGCGUGGCAAGCGAGGAACUGCAGGCAAAAGUCAACAGUCGGUAGGCACCCAGCUCCUCGACCACCUUGCUACAUGUACUGUGCCUCAUUCGUGGUUCACACACUUCUACGUCCUCUCUCUUGUGUGCUCGCUUACCACCUUGUCAACCUUCUGCUACUAUGAGUAUUAUCAUCAAGCAACGAUCAAGCAGAACCCGGACCUUGUUACCGCGGCCUUCUGUGCCCAUCUGAUGCUGUUGCAAGGCCUGCGGAGACUGCUCGAAUGUGUCUACGUUACUCAAAAUGGCACGUCACGGAUGUGGGUUGGUCACUAUACAAUUGGCAUGGCGUUCUACAUAGUCACCAAUGUGGCAAUCUGGAUUGAGCAAUUAUGGCGACCGCCUUCAAGUCCAGCCACAGCAGAACCAAGCAUUCUCUGGACAUGGAAGACGAUCCUCUGCACCGUCGUUUUCUUCGGCGCCUCAGAACGACAGAGCCGCUAUCACCAGUAUCUAUCCAGCCUGAAAAAAUAUUCGUUACCGGAGAAAUACGCGUUCCAAUACUUGAUAGCGCCGCACUACACCAUGGAGUGUGUGAUCUACCUGAGCAUGGCCCUCCUGGACGCGCCCUUCAUAUUCAACCAGGGGAGCCAGCUCCCGACACCCACGACGAUCAACUGGACGCUCGCCUGUGCCCUGAUGUUUGUGGUGGUGAACCUUGGUGUCACAGCGGACGGGACCAAGGAGUGGCAGCGCAAAAAGUUCCACGACCAGAGGUUCGAGAUUGCGAAGAGGUGGAGGAUCAUUCCAUGGUUGUUCUAA